Molecule: messenger RNA, 884 nt
Organism: Pneumocystis carinii B80
Lineage: Eukaryota; Fungi; Ascomycota; Pneumocystomycetes; Pneumocystales; Pneumocystaceae
Exons: 3
Coding region: 44-838 (264 amino acids)
Source: RefSeq, a predicted model, not a curated record
AAUUAUACGAUAUUUCUUAAAUAUAAGGGGUUUAUGUCUUAGAAUGGGAUCAGCAACAUUACUUUACCGAAAACUUUUGAUUUAUAUUAGUUUUUUUGAAGAAUCUAUAAAGACGUAUUUGAAAAGUUAUAUUAAAAUGAGAUUUAUUGUUAAUCGGAAUUUGAAGGAUCCAGUACGUAUUAAGAAAGCGUUUCGAGAUGGUAAAAUGGCAUUGAUAUGUUUGAACAAAGCGACCUAUGGAGAUCUUAAGAGUUUAGAUAAGAUAAUGGAAUUGACAUACGGACGACGAGGUAGACGAAAACAUGAAUUUUUGCGUCCUAUUUUGGGAACAUUGAGGAGAGGAGAAGCGACGAUUCCAGGACUUCCUCGUACGAAAUAUCCAGUUAUAUCAGCUGAAUUUCGAGCACUUAUUCAAUCGCAGAAUCCAGAUUGGUUAUUACGUUUAGAAAGUAAUAAAUCUAAUGAAGAUAAAAUGUUAAAUCGAAAGCAUGAAGCAAAUAUUCGAUGGAAGUCUUUUUCAUUUAUUUAUCGAAAGAUUUUUGCACCAUUGCCUUUAAAAGAGAUCGAGAAAUUAGAACAAUUUUCUAGAGGUGAAAAAAUUGGACUUACUUCCUCUUUGUUUCGAAAACAGCGUUUGCCAAUGCCUCGUUUUACUGAUGCACAUUAUAUAACACCUAGAUUUCGAAGAAGAAUUUAUCAAAGACUACUUAUGAAAUGUCCAAAACUUGUUUAUGAUAUUAAUCAUGGAUGGACUGUUGAAUGGUCAAAAGAAGCUUCAUUUAAAAAUACGAGAGCUAAUUUAAUUCAUAAAGAUAUGUUUUCUUAUAAGCAAAUUUAAUUUUAUACAAAAUUCACGAAUUACAAAAUGUUAAUUAAUAAUAUAU